AGUGCCUUGAUGUGCUAUAUGUGUGCCACUGUAACUUGACGUUUCUGUACGUGUAAAUAUUUAUUUUUCCCAGUUGUACGCAAAUUGGGAUUUAAUUAAUUACAAGAAUAAAUCAAACACCGUAUAAAAAUGUCGUAUAUGCUGGGUCACCUUCACAAUGGGUGGCAAGUGGAUCAGGCAAUUUUAUCAGAAGAGGACCGAGUGGUCGUGAUCAGAUUUGGCCACGAUUGGGAUCCAAUGUGUAUGAAAAUGGAUGAAGUCCUCUACAAUAUUGCAGAAAAAGUAAAAAACUUUGCAGUCAUUUAUCUAGUCGAUAUAACAGAGGUCCCAGACUUUAAUAAAAUGUAUGAGUUGUACGAUCCAUGCACGGUCAUGUUCUUCUUCAGAAACAAGCAUAUAAUGAUUGAUUUAGGCACUGGAAACAAUAAUAAAAUCAAUUGGACUUUAGAAGACAAACAGGAAAUGAUUGAUAUCAUUGAAACGGUUUAUCGGGGCGCUAGAAAAGGCAGAGGUUUGGUUGUUUCGCCAAAAGAUUAUUCAACAAAGUAUCGUUAUUAAUUACAUUAUGCAGCAAAAAGAUUUGAAUAUAUGUUUCGAAUAUAUGAUGUUGUUUUACAUUAAAACAUAAAUUAAUCAUCAUUAGUCGUAUACAGCUUAGGUAUUAUUUAACAGUUACAGAAUGAUGAUGAAUUUGUACCGUCACAUGUAAAUAAACUGAGAUUUUUCAUUUAAAUUUA
Messenger RNA from Neodiprion virginianus, 737 nucleotides. It is a transcript of the gene Dim1, whose product is annotated as thioredoxin-like protein 4A. Gene Ontology annotation, cellular component: U4/U6 x U5 tri-snRNP complex; spliceosomal complex; U5 snRNP. The coding region runs from base 130 to 558 and encodes 142 amino acids. Gene Ontology annotation, biological process: mRNA splicing, via spliceosome. The transcript has 3 exons. The record is from RefSeq and is a predicted model, not a curated record. Lineage: Eukaryota; Metazoa; Arthropoda; Insecta; Hymenoptera; Diprionidae.